Messenger RNA from Brassica oleracea var. oleracea, 504 nucleotides. RefSeq lists its product as uncharacterized. The coding region runs from base 1 to 504 and encodes 167 amino acids. The transcript is spliced from 4 exons. The record is from RefSeq and is a predicted model, not a curated record. NCBI's taxonomy places the organism in Eukaryota, Viridiplantae, Streptophyta, Magnoliopsida, Brassicales, Brassicaceae.
AUGGAGCGACUUCAUGUGCUCGCUCUAGGAGGUCGCUCUGAGAGCGAUUCUCGCGUAUCCGACGCCAUAAACGCGAGCGAUCUCGCUGUGUCGCUCCGGUCACGUCGCUCCCAGCUGGAGCGACCUUAUGGUGUCGCUGCGAGUUGUUCUGGAAUGUUGAUAAUCCUCUUCGAUUCCAGCGCAAUUUCCAGUUCUCUGCAGAUGUCAAUACCCUACUCUCCUUCAAGCAUGAGAGGCUUCGAAGUUUCUGUCAAACGAUUUGAUGAUGAUCAUCCUCCGGCGGCAUCAGAUGAUGACAAUGAUGAUGACAGUGAUGAUGCAGAUUGCGAUGAUGAUGAUGGGUCGGAUCCUCAUGAAAUGCUGGAACAAAUUGAGAAAGGUUUAAAGAGAAAGCAUGUAGGAUCCUCUGAAAUAGAUCAUCAAGAGUCAGUCAUGGGUGAGGCUUCUGAUGCUCCUUUUACUCCUCGGGUGCUUGGUGAUUUCUCCUCGAAAGAACAGUUCUAG